Bursaphelenchus okinawaensis is the source of this 680-nucleotide messenger RNA. The record is from the annotation of a GenBank genome assembly. Lineage: Eukaryota; Metazoa; Nematoda; Chromadorea; Rhabditida; Aphelenchoididae.
AUGUUGCGAUGUAAGUCGCUGGCCGUGUUGUGUCAGCGUGGUCUGGCAUCAGCCGCAAAUGUACCAGCGUCUCAAUCUCGGCCAGUUCGAAAGGAAACUCCAAAAGGUAUGGGAAUAACUGGUACUCCCUUCGUGGAACCUGAAAGCACGGCCGAGUAUGCUUUAGCCAGAGUGGAUGAUGUGAUCAACUUCGCUCAACGAGGUUCUUUGUGGCCGUUGACUUUCGGUUUAGCUUGUUGUGCCGUAGAGAUGAUGCACUUUGCUGCUCCGAGGUACGAUAUGGAUCGUUAUGGUGUAGUAUUUCGUGCUUCUCCGAGACAGGUACUUUACAAUCUGAAUUAAGGAUACACUAGCAUGUAAUACUUUUAUUAAUUUUUUUGUUUUAGGCUGAUUUGAUCUUUGUUGCUGGUACUGUAACUAACAAGAUGGCUCCUGCGUUGAGAAGAGUGUACGAUCAGAUGCCAGAAUCCAAGUGGGUGAUCAGCAUGGGUUCUUGUGCCAAUGGCGGUGGAUACUACCAUUACGCCUACUCUGUACUCAGAGGUUGUGACAGAGUGAUCCCAGUCGAUAUUUAUGUUCCUGGCUGUCCACCAACUGCCGAAGCCUUGUUGUACGGUGUUCUCCAGCUUCAGAAGAAGAUUAAGCGACGUCGGAAUGCUCAGAUGUGGUAUCGGCGUUAA